GUAAUAGGAAGUCCGAAGGCGGCAACCAACUAGGGGUUCGUUUUGCUUUUGUCUUUUUAUUUUUUAUUUCCAAAAGUCCUAGGGAAAAAAUGAACUUGAAGCAUUGUGGAACCCUUUGUUUUUAGAGAUUGUUUGUAAAAUCCUCUUAGGGCUUUUGGAAAGAAUAAUUUAUUGCUUUCAAAAAAAGAGAGAAUAAAAGCAUGGAUAUCCACUGAUUCGUGCCGAAACCGAAAAGCCCAAGAACAAGUGCGAUUCAAAACAAGCGCUUGGUUUUCCAAAGUCGUUAGAUGGGGAAAAUUCUUUCAUAACCGAUGAGCCAGUUCUUAUUUUAUUUCUUUCAAAAAUGGAUGCUCUGGAAGAAGGUAGCAUGCUUGUGAUGCUGGUUUCCAUUGGUCCGAUCAAACUGGUUUGAUCUAUCAGUUCCAUGUCACCAAGCUGGUGUUGGGAUUUGUUCAUACGUUGGUUGCUUCAUUACCAAUCAGUGCAUAUUAAGCGGUGGAAUGCCUGCAUCGAGCAACGUAGGUAAAGUACAUAUUAAGAGGUGGACCUCUUCGUGCCGCCGCUGCUGUUCACCGCCCUGGGAGUCCGGGCGGCGGGAGAGCGGCGAGGAGGCGAUCGGGUGAUGGAGAUUUCUGACCGUUGAUUCGUGCUGGUGAUGUGACGAGGGCUCCCCGAGAAAUUUUUGUAUCAUUUGGGCUGGAUUUUGGGCUUUGUUCUUGUAGUAGGUGUAAUGGCCGUUGGAAUGCUGCUGCGUCUAAUUUUAGCUUGAUAUUCCAGCUUCACUGGGAGCCUUAUGCAGGACUUUGUUGGCUCGAUUCACAAGUUAAGACCAAUGAACAGAACCCCGGGCUAAACAGAGGCCAAGUCUUUACCUAGCCCUAGCCUGGCCAUGCUCUAAAGGGGGUCUACAUUCUUUAUUCUUUCUCAAUCUUGCUGAUCGAAAUAGCUUAUUUGAACUUCCAGCUGCAGGAGGGAGAACUUGUUUAUUUAUGAUGUUGGGUGCACAAGAUUAGAGGGGAGAACUUAAGCAUGUAUAUUGACCGGAUAUUUCACGGACCAACUUGCUCAUGCAAUGAAAUCAUUUGAGAGCAAAAGAAAGCAGAGGCACAGCAAUGCGUCAGCCUAUUAAUUGCAAGCAGACGCAUUUUGCUUUGUAGAUUAAGCACCACCCGUCAACAUUCUUUUCGUUCUCCCGCGCUCGGCUCGUCCGAACGUAAACCACGUUUGCUCCUAAACCCGUCAUCAGGCGGCCAUCAGCUGCAUUCUCUCCACCACCCUCCGUCCCGAGGGGCCGACCCAAGCGAAACCGGUCCCGCUCCCUCUGGCUGAGAAGAAACGCCUGCUUCUUUUCCGCGUCGGCGAGAUCCCAGAUAUAAGCUAACCACCCGUCCAUCCAACCCUCCGAGAAAUGGGGAACCAAGCAGAGGCCGCCCGCUCCACCCUCCGCAGGAUUCCCCUCGCCUCCAUCCAAAACGAGCCCAUCGGAUCUCUCCAUUCAGCGGCCACGGCCUUGCGGCGGCUCCGCGAGCUCCAGUCCCAGGCGGGGAGCAAAACGUGCGUGGACUGCGCGCAGAAGAACCCGCAGUGGGCAUCCGUCUCCUACGGCGUCUUCAUGUGCCUCGAGUGCUCCGGCAAGCACCGCGGCCUCGGCGUCCAUAUCAGCUUCGUCCGCUCCGUCACCAUGGACUCCUGGUCCGAGAUCCAGCUCAAGAAGAUGGAGGCAGGCGGCAACGACCGCCUCAACGCCUUCCUUGCCCAGUACGGUGUCCCCAAGGACACCGACAUUGUUGCCAAGUACAACACCAAGGCCGCCGCCGUCUACCGCGAUCGCAUCCAGGCCCUCGCCGAGGGCCGCCCCUGGCAGGACCCCCCUGUCGUCAAAGAAACGCUCUCCCUCUCCCCCGCCGGCGGGGCCGCCGGGGCCAGAAAACCACCGCUGGGGCAGACCGGCGUCUCGGUGAACAAUGGGGGCUGGGAUAGCUGGGGCAAUGACGACUUCCGGUCGUCCUCCGAUAUCAGGCGGCACCAAUCGGUCGGCGAUCUCACGGGUGGCGGCGCUAGAGGAGGGAGAGAGGCUCCGUCGAGGUCUAGGUCCACGGAGAAUAUGUACACGAGGUCGCAGCUGGAGGAGUCGGCGGCGAACAAGGAUAGCUUCUUCGCGUGGAAGAUUGCGGAGAAUAAGGCUCGGCCCGAGGGGAUCCCGCCGUCCCAGGGAGGGAAGUAUGUCGGGUUCGGGUCGACCCUACCGCCACGGAGCAAUUCCCAGGGGGACAUGUUCUCCGUUGUUUCUCAGGGUCUUGGUCGACUCUCUGUAGCUGCAGCUUCUGCUGCAGAGUCUGCUGCUAAUGUCGUCCAAGCUGGCACAAAGGAGCUGUCUUCCAAGGUGCGAGAGGGGGGCUAUGAUUAUGGGGUAAAUGAAACGGUGAACGUUGUUGCGACGAAAACUACUGAAAUUGGACAGAGAACAUGGGGAAUUAUGAAAGAAGUCAUGGCAAUGGCCACACAGAAGGUUGAGGAAUAUACUAAAGAAGGUAUGAGCUGGAAUGGGGAUGACUGGCAACGAAAUGAGAAUGAGAGAAACGGCUACUACAAAGAGUUUGGACGGGAGAAAUCUUGGCAGGAUUGGGAAUCUCCUAGAGGUCAUUCUUCAGGCAGAGGCUCCUGGGAUGACUGGGAUGUAAACGACAACAAGGAAGAGCAUGGGAAGGGGGCCCGAAGAGGAGAGGGCUGGGCUGGGUGGGACGAUGCGAAAGAUGAUGGUUUUGAGAAUUUUCACCACAACUCAUCAAACAAGGCUAGUGAUCAGAAUGUAAAAACGACUUCUUCUACAUGGACAGAUGGUGGCUUUGCCUAAUGAAAGGUUCGUUUCGAGUUUCUUUUAUGCUGGUAUAUUAUUUAUUACAAACAGAAAGAAGAGUCAAGUAUACCUCUUUGGCAAACAAUUAUCUGGAGAUUUUCUGGGGGCUUCUUUUUCGUGUUUGUAACAGAAAAUUAUUUAAUUAUGUUCCAGUUUUCCAUAUAUGUAUUUUUUGGUAAAGUGAAAAUUGUUUUCAUGAAAA
Messenger RNA from Phoenix dactylifera (date palm), 3059 nucleotides. Its product is annotated as putative ADP-ribosylation factor GTPase-activating protein AGD6. Gene Ontology annotation, molecular function: GTPase activator activity. NCBI's taxonomy places the organism in Eukaryota, Viridiplantae, Streptophyta, Magnoliopsida, Arecales, Arecaceae. The record is from RefSeq and is a predicted model, not a curated record. Gene Ontology annotation, biological process: vesicle-mediated transport.